This is a messenger RNA of Penicillium pulvis, 1548 nucleotides long. RefSeq lists its product as uncharacterized. NCBI's taxonomy places the organism in Eukaryota, Fungi, Ascomycota, Eurotiomycetes, Eurotiales, Aspergillaceae. The transcript has 8 exons. Gene Ontology annotation, cellular component: membrane. Gene Ontology annotation, molecular function: carbohydrate:proton symporter activity. The coding region runs from base 1 to 1548 and encodes 515 amino acids. Gene Ontology annotation, biological process: carbohydrate transport; transmembrane transport. The record is from RefSeq and is a predicted model, not a curated record.
AUGGGUCUUGUGAAUACAUUCCUUCCGAAGGAAGACCGAUUUGCGGCCUUGUUGCUGUAUGGAAUGGUCUUUUGUACUUGUUUCAAUGGAUAUGAUGCUGGCAUCAUGACCGUGAUCUUGGCCGAUGACCAAUUCAUUAGCUACUAUGGAAUCAAUGACGCCAAGUCCGGUCUGGUAGCGGUGAUCCCCUGGGUUAUGACAGCGGUGGCCCAGAUAUUCUUCGGAGGCAUACUCGCCAGCUGGCGAGGACGUCUGUGGGCAUUGCGGAUUGCAAUCUGCAUUGUGAUUAUUGGAGUGGUAGUCGAAGUCGUUCCGAAUAACUUUGGUGUCUUGAUCCUGGGCAGACUUAUAACUGGUUUAGGCACUGGCUGCUUAUCUAUCGCUAGUAACCUCUAUGUCGCCGAGUGUGCGCCCACCAAGCUUCGAGGCAGUUUUGUCGGAACCGUUUCACAAUUUGGUUAUCAGCUAGGCACACUUAUUGCCUUUUGGUCUGGCUACGGAAUGUCUUUCCAUAAGUCCCCAUACAACAUUGCAUGGCGUGUAUCAAACAUCGUCCAGAUACCGAUUGGUAUGGCCUUUAUCGUCGUCUCGUUCUGGUAUCCUGAGAGUCCUCGAUAUCUACUUGAAAAGUACCCCGACACACCUGAGCGGGCUCUUGAGGUAUUCUGCAAGCUAAGAUCAGGAUCGAUCACCGACGAGCGCAUUUCUACAGAGUUCCAUGAAUUGGUUGCCUCGUACGAAUACCGCCGUCAAUGCGAGCCAGGAUAUAUUGGCCUUCUAAAAGAUAAGACAAUGCGCAAGCGUCUUGUUUUUGGGUUUUAUGCUGCAGGACUUCAGCAGUGUGGUGGCAUUGCAGCGCUUACUAUGUACGCCACGACAAUCUACAAAAGUCUCGGGUGGGACUCUGGCUCACAAGCGCUAGCCAUCAAUGGCAUACAGUCUUGCCUCCAGUUGCUUAUUGUGUUGGUUAACACUUUUACCGUGGAGCGGUUCGGUAGACGAGGUCUACUAUUGGCUGGUUUUUUAAUUCAGUCACUAUCGCUCUUAGUCAUGAGUAGUCUUUGUACUGCUUUCCCUUCAAAUGGAAACAGAUCUGCUGCGAUUGCGGAGGUUGCCAUGCUCUUCAUUGUCGGCUUGACAUAUUGCUGGUCCAAUGGUCCCAUCGCAUCUACGGUCGUCUCGGAAAUUUUCCCCCAACAUGUUCGAGAUAAGGCCUAUGGACUUUCGAUGCUUGGCCAAACGUGCUGGCUCAUCGUGCUAACAGAAUCAUGGCCUUCCUUCAAUGGCACUGUUGGGGGUAAAAGCUAUUGGCUUUUGUUUGGCCUCAACGCGGCGGCGGGUAUUUCGGUCUACUUUGUUCUCCCCGAGACCAAAGGUGUCUCUCUGGAGCGGAUGGAAAACAUCUUCGGGGGCACGGACUAUGUCGAGGCUGGCGAAGCUCAAGCCUCUCUGAAGCUCGAGGACCGGGCAUAUAUAAACGGAGAUCAAAAGACGCUCACUAAUCACGUCGAAAACACUCCCACUGACCCAUCACCGCAAAGAGUCUAG